Cyphellophora europaea CBS 101466 is the source of this 837-nucleotide messenger RNA. RefSeq lists its product as uncharacterized. The record is from RefSeq and is a predicted model, not a curated record. Gene Ontology annotation, molecular function: prenylcysteine oxidase activity. NCBI's taxonomy places the organism in Eukaryota, Fungi, Ascomycota, Eurotiomycetes, Chaetothyriales, Cyphellophoraceae. The coding region runs from base 1 to 837 and encodes 278 amino acids. Gene Ontology annotation, biological process: prenylated protein catabolic process; prenylcysteine catabolic process. The transcript has a single exon.
AUGCGGUUCCUACAGACCUUGACGCAGCCAGUCGUCCUCCUCCAAGUCCUGGUGCUGGCCUCCACCGGACUCGCUAAAGAGGCGCAGGUACCGUUGUCGAGCGACACCCAUUCAAGACAGCCUCACCGAGUUGCCAUCAUUGGUGGUGGUGCCGGCGGAUCAUCGGCGGCAUACCACCUGCAACACUUUGCAGACCAGUCAGAGCAUGACUUUUCCCUCGACAUCACCUUAUACGAGAAAGAGUUGCGGGUCGGCGGACGGACCACCACAGUCAACGCGUUCGAUGAUCCAGCGUUCCCAGUAGAGCUAGGUGGGUCAAUCUUUGUGAAGGCCAAUCACAUUUUGUACAACUUUACGCGCGAUUUCGGGCUCGAUGCCACUUCUCGAUCUUCGCGAGAGGAGGGUCACUCAGAUUACGACCUCGGGGUCUGGGACGGCGAGCAAUUCGUCUUCAAGCAGAGCAGCAGUGACAGUAGGUGGCAGGGCUACUGGGACAUCGUGAAGCUGCUUUGGAAGUAUGGCUCGGCGCCCAUCAAGAUCCGCAAUCUGACACAAGCGAUGCUCGACAAGUUCCUCAGCGUCUACGAUGAGCCGCUGUUUCCCUUCAGCUCUUUGACUGGUAUUAUCGAGCAGACCGGUCUGAUAGACGAUAUCAGCCUGGACGGCAAGACGAUGCUGGAGGCCAAAGGCGCCGGAGGUGCUUUCGCCAACGACAUCGUCCAAGCCUCUACUCGUGUGAUGUGCAGAGCUACACCGCCACGUGACCACCGCUCUCGAGCGAGCUCCGGUCAUCAACGUCACUCCUCAAUAUUCCUAUGUCGACCUCCACAUUGGUAG